AUGAUAAGUAUUAAAAAUCUUAAAUUAGGCUUAUUCAACCCGGGUUCGCUUGGUUCACAUCACGAUGAGUUCAUAGUUCUUAUGGAGCGUCAUGACGCAGAUGUCGUAGCCAUCAAUGAGACGUGGUUGCGCUCAGGGGAGGAUGGCAGAGCUCCAGUUGUGGCUGGAUACCGAUUGCGUCACAUACCUAGACCGGUAGAGAUUCGAUCACGUGGUGGCGGUGUCGGUUUCUAUAUCAAACGCGGUAUUUCUGUGCGUACACUGAUGCACCCGAUAUCGCCUCCUGUGGAGCAAAUGUGGAUAGCUACCAAAAUAAAUGGCAAAACCAUAAUUAUUGGCACAGCCUACCGCCCCCCUUGGGGAAAUGUAACAACUUUUUUUGACGCAUUGACCGAAACAAUAGGUAGCUUACCCUAUCAUGAUCAUCUGUAUGUGUUGGGAGAUUUUAAUAUUAAUUGUAUCGAUACGCGGGAUAUUCAUAGACAGGUAUUGGACCAGUUCCUAUCGACUCAUGACUUAAGGCAAUAUGUCACUGAACCCACCCAUUUCACUGCUAAUAGUGAAAGUUUAAUUGAUCUUAUUUGCUCGAAUACUUUAGUUAAUCAGAUUAGAAUAGAUCAUGUCGCUGAGUUCGGAGGCCACGCGUUUAUAUCCUGCGAAGUAAAUAUAAAAAGAUACAAAAUUUCACCGAAGACUAUUCUGAAUAGACCAUUAAAGGACAUCAAUCCAGAGCAUCUCAAUGAGACGCUUAAUUUAAUGAAUUGGGAAAGUGUCACUGAUAUCGAGGAAAUAAAUGACAUGGUGGCUGUAUUCAAUAGUAACUUGUUGUGGGUCUUUGACUUACUGGCACCCAGUAAAUUAAUCUGCUCCAGGGAAAACCAGCGACCCUGGAUAACAUACAAUAUAAAGUUGUUGAUGAGUCGUCGCGAUGCGGCUCACGUAAGAGCAAAAGGGAGUACGUCAGAAACAAGUAUAAGUUAUUAUAAAGAUUUGAAAUUGCAGGCGAGAGAAUAG
Messenger RNA from Danaus chrysippus (African queen), 1014 nucleotides. The record is from the annotation of a GenBank genome assembly. NCBI's taxonomy places the organism in Eukaryota, Metazoa, Arthropoda, Insecta, Lepidoptera, Nymphalidae.